This is a messenger RNA of Bombyx mandarina (wild silkworm), 1956 nucleotides long. Its product is annotated as FGGY carbohydrate kinase domain-containing protein. Gene Ontology annotation, biological process: carbohydrate phosphorylation; pentose metabolic process. Gene Ontology annotation, cellular component: cytoplasm. The record is from RefSeq and is a predicted model, not a curated record. Lineage: Eukaryota; Metazoa; Arthropoda; Insecta; Lepidoptera; Bombycidae. Gene Ontology annotation, molecular function: D-ribulokinase activity.
AUGAGUAAUGCUGUUUAUUUUGUUGGCGUAGACGUGGGUUCAAGCAGCGUUCGUGCUGCACUUGUGGAUAACAGAGGACAUGUACAUAAAACUUCGGUGCGAGAAAUUUUAACUUGGAAACCCAAAUAUAACUUUUAUGAACAAUCUUCUGAAAAUAUUUGGAAUCGUUCGCUAGAAGUAAUUAAAGAUGUUGUUAGCGGUACAGAUGCAGCUAAUAUUAAAGGCAUAGGCUUUGAUGCUACAUGCUCAUUGGUUGCCUUAGACAAAAACUUCAAUGCUAUUGCUGUGAGUGAUUCAAAUAACAAUGAUCAGAAUGUGAUAAUGUGGAUGGACCACCGAGCCUACAAUGAAGCAAAUGCAAUAAAUAAAACAAAUCACACAGUCCUUAAGUAUGUAGGUGGAAAAGUAAGUUUAGAAAUGCAAAUGCCCAAGUUGCUGUGGCUGAAAAACAAUUUGUCGGAAAAGUGGUCACAAUAUGGACACUUUUUUGACCUUCCUGACUUUUUAACCUGGAAAGCUACAGGCUCCAUGAGUCGGUCACUGUGUUCUUUAGUUUGUAAGUGGAAUUAUGAAUGUUCAGCCAGAAACAAACAAGGAUGGAAUCUAGAUUUUUUGCAUGAGAUUGGGUUAAAUGACUUGGCUGAUGACAAUUAUUUCAAGAUUGGCAACAAAGUGUUGAUGCCUGGAGAAUAUUGUGGGGGUCUAACUAAUGAUGUAGCCUGUAUCGUUGGCUUAAAAACAGGUACUCCAGUGGCGACAUCAAUAAUAGAUGCACAUGCAGGUGGUCUCGGUAUGAUUGGGGCCAGAGCACAAGGCAUUGACAGUGAUAAGUCAUCACGCCUUUGUCUUAUUUGUGGUUCGUCCACCUGCCACAUGGCUGUGAAUAAAGAUGCUGUUUUAGUGGAAGGUGUAUGGGGCCCAUACUAUAGUGCCAUGGUUCCUAACAUGUGGUUGAAUGAAGCUGGCCAAAGUGCUUCAGGAAUUUUAUUAGAUCACAUUAUAGAGAGCCAUCCAGCUGGUAGUGCUUUAUUAAAAACCAAAUCAUCUGGGGAAAUACGUCGUCACCUAAGGGAUAUUCUAUUGGAAAUGGCAAAAAAAGAGGGUCUCAGUAGCAUUGAUUUCCUAACCAAGGAGGUUCACGUGUGGCCAGAUUUUCAUGGUAACCGAUCGCCCCUUGCAGAUCCUACUAUGCGAGGCAUGAUGACUGGACUCACAAUAAACUCCAAUGAAGAAAAUCUAGCCGUCUUAUAUCUUGCCACAUUACAAGCUUUAUCGUAUGGUACGAGACACAUCAUCGACGCCUUGAUACAAGCAGGCUAUAAACCUUUUAAAUCAUUGUUAGUGUGUGGUGGCAUUAUAAAGGAUCCGUUGUUCGUAUCCACACAAGCUGAUGCUGCAAGUCUGCCAAUACUGCAGCCUCAUGAAAAAGAUUCGGUUCUGGUUGGUUCAGCAAUAUUAGGUGCCUGUGCUUCUCAAUAUUUCCCGAAUAUUCAAGAUGCCAUACACAAUAUGGGCGGUACAGCUGAUGUGAUUCAGCCUGAUUCAAAUACGAAAUUAUAUCAUGACAAAAAAUACAGGAUAUUUCUGAAAAUGUACCAAGACCAGUUGGAAUACAGAUCAAUAAUGAAUUCUCAGUAAAUAUUGAUUCAGUUAGAUAUCAGAAUUUAACUACUUAAAUUCAGAUAUAAACGGUGUUUAUGUUUAUUACACUGUAGUUAUCCAAUUAAAACAGAUAGUAUUGGCAUUUGAAUACAUAUUAAAUGAAUUUGAUUGCUUUCAUUGUGUGCAUAGAUAUUGUGUUUUCAAACGCAGAUGACUACCCGCCAUUUUGGAACAGUAUAUGGCUCUAAAAAAGAUAUAUGUGAAGAGUAAGUAUGUACAAGAUUUGAGUAAACAUUACAGUAUGGUAUCUAUAACUAAUGGUGCUGUCUGACUGAUAAUAAUAAAAUGAAAUAA